CGGCAUCUAACAUUCCCAGACACCCCAAGCACCCACACAAAGAACGCAUACACACAGCAAGCAGAAGAAGCCUUUUUCCGAGGAGCGGCGACGAUGCAGACGGCAAAGGUGAAGAUGAAGGACGCGGUGAGCUCGGCCAAGGAGAAGGCGAAGGAGGGCACGGCCAAGGCGCAGGGCAAGACCGGCAAGGCCACGGCGACCACGCACGGCGAGAAGGAGAUGGCCAAGGAGGAGACGCGCGCCAACAAGUCCCAGGCCAAGGCCGAGAUGCACCAGGAGAAGGCGGAGCACCGCGCCGAGGCCGCGGCCGGGCGCCACGGCGCCACGCACGUGCCCCUCACCGGGCCGCACGGCCACCACCGCCCCGUGGGUGCAGGUGCAGGUGCAGCGCCUGCCGCCGCCGACCCUGCGUACCCGGGCACCGGCGCGUACCCGACCACGGACAAGUACGUCUAGGUGUGUGAUGACCGGGAUCAGGAGCUGGCACCUGUUUUCUUUGUGUGGCUAGUGAUCUUGCCCGUCUGUCCUAGUUGGCUCGCGCGUGUAUGCUGCGCGCACAUGCGUGUGCCCGAAUAAAAUGUAUCGGUCAGUUGUAAAAUGCACCUUUGAUGUACUAGUAGUAAUUUGUGACUCGAGUGCUCUUGCCUGGUUUCAUCACAAAAGUUUGAUUCGUAAUUUGUAA
Messenger RNA from Triticum aestivum (bread wheat), 682 nucleotides. RefSeq names its product late embryogenesis abundant protein 18. The coding region runs from base 94 to 456 and encodes 120 amino acids. Gene Ontology annotation, biological process: embryo development ending in seed dormancy. NCBI's taxonomy places the organism in Eukaryota, Viridiplantae, Streptophyta, Magnoliopsida, Poales, Poaceae. The record is from RefSeq and is a predicted model, not a curated record. The transcript has a single exon.